Molecule: messenger RNA, 11531 nt
Organism: Notothenia coriiceps (black rockcod)
Lineage: Eukaryota; Metazoa; Chordata; Actinopteri; Perciformes; Nototheniidae
Gene: dnah12
Product: dynein, axonemal, heavy chain 12
Exons: 69
Coding region: 107-11080 (3657 amino acids)
Biological process (GO): microtubule-based movement
Cellular component (GO): dynein complex
Molecular function (GO): ATP binding; minus-end-directed microtubule motor activity; dynein intermediate chain binding
Source: RefSeq, a predicted model, not a curated record
CUAGAAGUCCGUUCAGAAGCUAAACUCAGUUAAACAACAUUAGCUGUUAAGAAAAUAACCAAAGCGAGAAGAUAUUGAAUGAAAGAGCAGUGUCUUGUUGCCAGACAUGGCCAGCUCUCCUGGAGUUAGCGAAGGCACAUCAGCAGUGAAGAGCAUGUCGCAGUUUCCCGUCCUGCCCCCGAUUGAUGGCGUUCAGGACAGGGGGGAGGUUAGACAGACCACUGCUGCAAAGAAGGAGAUAGCUGCGAAGAUUACGGUUCGCAAGACAUUUCUGAGGCACAGAAGGAGCAAAGUGCAACAAGAGCAACUCCAUGCCAUAUUGGUGUCCAGAGCAAUGGAGGCUUACAGUCAGACCAAAGAGAGGGAAGCAAUGCACUCACCAGAACCAGAGUGUCCUCCUUCUAUGAUAAGUGAGGAGCGCAAGCGAAGAAUGAACUACAUGUUCCUAAGGCAGUGUGUAGAGAACCGCCCAGUCGCUCCAAUCCAGUCACAGUGGUUGGAAUCAAUUGUUGCCCGAGUGUCACCUAAUUUUAAAGAGGGCCCUGAAACCAAUAAACUACUUCAGGAGCUCUGCAAAGAAGUCAGCGAGGAUUUCCACAAUGUGAUUGUCAAGCACACAGUGGACACAGUACUAAAGAAUCCCCAGAUGAAAGAAGCAGACAAACCGGCAGCUAGUCAACCAAAAAUUCUGAAUCUCUCUCCAUCAUGGCAUAAUAGCUUUGUCCGAAGCCGCAAAAUGAUGAAAUCAAAUUUGCACAUUCUUCAUCCGGUAAUGCAAACUGUCUUGAAUAUUGGAUACCUGACAUUUUCUCCAGUGGUCCUGGUGGACCUUACAGGAUGCAGGGCUUCGGGACCUGUAGACUGUAAGAGCCUACAGAACAAAAUGGCAGUGGAGUGUAAGAGGACAGAAGAUCGUGUCAUGAAUACCUGGUUUCCAAAAGUCAUCCACUUAUUAACAAGCUAUGAAACACUGAAGGGAGUUAAAGAGGAGAAACUGGACUCAUUCUAUGACUGUGCAUCAACCCUCAUCUCCAAUCAGUUGAAAUCCCUGCUUCAGUCGAGUAUAGAGGAGUUGGUCAAUCACUUUGAUCCGAGCAAUGGCCAACGCUUGCCCCUCUUUCGCAUGGCUUUGACAUUUGAUGAUGAAAAGAUGGAAAUUUACCCCACAUUAAAAGAUCUGGAAGCUGCCAUUUUGGAGAUUCUUAAUGCCAUCACAAACACGCUGCAGAAAGUGCAGAUGGUCCAGUCAUGGCUGGCGCAAACCUCACCUUCCUUUGUUGAUGCCAAGGUGGCUGAUCACGUCCUAGCUUGGGCUCAGGUCACUAUAAAGACAGCUGUGUGCAAGAAUCUAGAAGAACCUGAAGGACACUUCCAGAACUAUGUUGAGAACUAUGACUGGUUGAUCAAUGGAGAUGCACAGGCAAGAGUAGAACAGUUCAUGCAAGAGGAACACUCUUUUGAUGAGUACACUAAGCAAGUGGAGGAGUUUCGUGUUCUAUCAAAAGAGAUUCUCAACCUCCCAGCAAAAGCCCACUUUCCCAUGGUCCAUCUGGACUGUGAAGAGCUGAAACAGGGGCUUGCCAACAAAACAAAAAAGUAUGCUGAAAUACUUCUGAAGAAACUGAUCACCAGCCACCGUGAGCAAAACCAACAGAUCUGCACUGAAUUUGAAACCAUCAGAGAAAAUGUUCUGAAAGUACCAGAGAACACGGAGGACAUGAGUCAGAUCAUUGAUCACAUUCAAUUCACUAAGGCAAAGGGUAUUGCUGAACUCAAUACAAAACUAAAGGAAGCCUACUUAAGACUGAUGUACAUCCUGGAUGUCCACAUCAUUGAGCCAGAGGAUCUUGAGCUCAAUGCAACUGUCUUUCUCUGGCCACGGAAAAUCCUCCAUGUCUUUGACCUCAGUGAUGAAGUGAUGUCGAAGGCCAGGCAGAAAGGGGAGCAGGAGCUGGUCGCUAAAAUAGAAAAAUUAAUGAUUCAGCUGGAAAAGUUGGGACGGAGGAUCGAAGAGCUCCCACAUUACUCUGAGCUGGAUAUGAUGCAGCAGUAUAUAACGGAUGUCAGAACAGUUCAGAAACUUCUCCAGGAGGCUGAGGAGGCCAUCGUCUUCGUUAACAAAGAAGAGGCCUUCUACAAACGGGACCAAACCUUUUACCCAGAGGUUGAUGUCAUCAGAGACACCAUUGACCCGUAUCAGAAGCUGUUCGCACUUGUGCAGAAGUGGCAGCGCACCCAGAACAGGUGGAUGAACGGCUCCUUCCAGGAACUAGAUGGCGAGAGCAUGGAAAUAAAAGUGGACGAGUUCUUUAGGGAGAUCUUCAAAAUGCUGAAGUUAUUCCAACAGAAGCAGAAUAAGGCUGAGCAAGAGAUGGAGAAGAUGGCGGGAAAGUCUAGGCCACGAACUGCCGAGGCUGAUCAAAAGAAGCAGGGAAGCCCCACAGUCCUUUUGUGCUCCACUGUAAUGGAGCAGAUCAAAGAGUUCAAGGACCAUAUCCCCGUAGUUUCCAUCUUGUGUAAUCCAGGCAUCAGAGCUCGCCACUGGGAACAAAUGUCAGAGGUAGUGGGGUAUGACCUCACUCCUGACUCUGGAACUACACUGAGCAAAGUUCUCAAACAAAACCUGGGUUCUUACCUGGAAGAGUUUGAUUCUAUCAGCGCUGCCGCUAGUAAAGAGUUUUCCCUGGAGAAGGCUAUGCAAAGCAUGGUGCAUAUUUGGGAUCAUAUUUCUUUCAACCAUCAACCUUAUAGAGAGACCGGAGUGUCCAUCUUGACCUCCUUGGAUGAGAUUCAGACAAUGCUAGACGACCAGAUUGUGAAGACUCAGACUAUGAGGGGCUCACCGUUCAUCAAACCUUUUGAAAAGGAGAUCAAGCUUUGGGAGGAGCGUCUGCUUCGUAUCCAGGAGACCAUCGAUGAAUGGCUGAAGGUGCAGUCCCAGUGGCUCUAUCUGGAGCCCAUCUUCUCUUCUCAGGACAUCAUGCAGCAGAUUCCAGAAGAGGGCCGACUUUUUCAAACUGUUGAUAAAAACUGGAAAGAGGUCAUGAGGCACUGCAUUAAGAACUCUCAGAUUCUGGCUGCAACCGCUCUGCCUGGUCUGCUAGAGAAACUGCAAGAUUCUAACAACCUCCUGGAGAUCAUCAUGAAAGGGCUGAACGCCUAUUUGGAGAAAAAACGUCUCUAUUUUCCACGGUUCUUCUUCUUGUCCAAUGAUGAAAUGCUGGAGAUUCUGUCUGAGACCAAAGACCCCCUGCGAGUACAGCCCCAUCUGAAGAAGUGCUUCGAGGGUAUUUCCAAACUGGACUUCCUACCCAAUCUGGAUAUCCAGGCGAUGUAUAGUAGUGAGGGGGAGCGUGUUCCGCUGAUCCAGAACAUCUCCACGUCUGACGCCAAAGGAGCUGUGGAGAAGUGGCUGCUGCAGGUGGAGGACUUGAUGCUUCGCAGUGUCCGAGGUGUAGUGGCACAGUCCAGGCUGGACUACGCUGAGACUGCUCGGAGCCAGUGGGUCAAAGAGUGGCCGGGCCAGGUGGUGCUCUGCACAUCCCAGAUCUACUGGACCUUGGAGGUUCAUGAAGCCAUCAGAUCCGGAGCAGAUGGCUUAAAGAACUACUCCCAGCAAAUCCAGAAUCAGCUGACGGACAUUGUGGAGCUGGUGAGAGGGCAACUGCCCAAACAAACCCGGACCACUCUGGGAGCGUUGGUCACUAUUGAUGUCCAUGCCAGGGAUGUGGUCUUGGAGCUAAUUGAGAAAGGAGUAUCAAAUGAAACAGACUUCCAAUGGCUAGCCCAGCUUCGUUACUACUGGAACAAUGACAAUGUUCGUGUUCGCAUUAUCAACUGUGAUGUAAAAUACGCCUAUGAAUACCUGGGGAACUCGCCACGUCUCGUCAUCACUCCACUGACUGACAGAUGCUACAGGACACUGAUUGGUGCUUUCUACCUGCAUUUGGGGGGUGCACCUGAGGGUCCUGCUGGAACAGGAAAGACGGAAACCACCAAAGAUCUAGCCAAAGCUUUAGCUGUGCAGUGUGUGGUCUUCAACUGUUCUGAUGGACUUGAUUACCUCGCUAUGGGCAAAUUUUUUAAAGGUCUGGCUUCAUCUGGUGCGUGGGCAUGCUUUGAUGAGUUCAAUCGUAUCGAGCUGGAGGUGCUGUCUGUGGUGGCUCAGCAGGUUCUCUGCAUCCAGAGGGCCAUCGAGCUGGACCUGGAGUACUUUGACUUUGAAGGGACAAUGCUCAAACUCAACUCCAACUGCUUUGUGUCCAUUACAAUGAACCCCGGCUACGCAGGGCGCUCAGAACUCCCAGAUAACCUCAAGGUGUUGUUCCGAACAGUGGCCAUGAUGGUCCCCAACUAUGCCCUGAUAGCAGAGAUCUCUCUGUAUUCAUAUGGCUUCCUCAAUGCCAAGCCGCUGUCAGUAAAGAUAGUGAUGACCUACAGGCUCUGCUCAGAGCAGCUCUCCUCCCAGUUCCAUUACGAUUACGGCAUGAGGGCUGUCAAAGCUGUGCUCGUAGCUGCAGGAAACCUCAAGCUCAAGUUUCCGGACGAGAACGAGGACAUUCUGCUGCUGAGGUCCAUUAAGGAUGUCAACGAGCCCAAGUUUCUCUCCCAUGAUAUUCCGCUGUUCAACGGAAUCACCAGCGAUUUGUUCCCAGGCAUCUCACUUCCCGAGGCCGACUAUCAGCUGUUUCUGGAGGCUGCUUUAGAAUGCUGUAAAAAUCACAAUGUGCAGCCAACAGAGGUUUUCAUACAGAAGAUUAUCCAAACAUAUGAGAUGAUGAUAGUCAGGCAUGGGUUCAUGCUGGUGGGGGAACCUUUUGCUGGGAAGACCAAAGUGCUGCACGUUCUUGCUGACACGCUGACCCUCAUGAAUGAGAGAGGGUUUGGUGAGGAAGAGAGGAUCAUAUACAGGACAUUGAACCCAAAGUCCAUCACCAUGGGACAGCUCUUUGGACAGUUUGACUUAGUUUCUCAUGAGUGGACUGAUGGGAUUGUGGCCAACACAUUUCGUGAGUUUGCAUCCGCUGACACACCAGAACGUAAAUGGGUGGUGUUUGAUGGUCCCAUAGACACACUGUGGAUUGAGAGCAUGAACACUGUGCUGGAUGACAACAAAAAGUUGUGCCUGAUGAGUGGAGAGAUCAUGCAGAUGUCCAAUCAGAUGAGUCUGAUUUUUGAAGCAAUGGAUCUCUCCCAGGCCUCAGACUACCGUGCUGCCAGGUAUGACCUGAAGGAUACCUCCAGGAUCUCUCUCGUUGACCUCCAGCUCAUCUCAGCUAUGGGCCCCCCCGGUGGCGGGAGGAACGCUGUGACGUCUCGCUUUCUGCGGCACUUCAACAUUUUUAGCAUCAAUGCCUUCAGUGACGACACCAUGGUUCGCAUCUUCUCCAGCGUGGUGGCCUUCUAUCUCAAAAACAAUCAGUUCCAACCUGAAUAUUUCACAAUUGGCAACCAAAUUGUGACAGCUACAAUGGAAGUGUAUAAGAAAGCUAUGGAGAACCUACUUCCAACUCCAGCCAAGUCUCACUACACCUUCAACCUGCGGGACUUCUCACGCGUUAUCCAAGGCUGCCUGCUGCUGAAGAAGGACUCUCUGGAGAACAAACGCACCAUGAUACGCUUGUUUGUCCACGAGGUCUUCAGGGUCUACUAUGACCGCCUGGUGGAUGACAAAGAUCGAGCAUGGCUCUACCAGCUGAUGAACGGCAUCCUCAAAGAUCACUUCAAAGAGUCCUUUGACCAGGUGUUUGAUCACCUGAAGCAAGGCAGUAGACUGGUUGAGGAAGACAUGCGGAAUCUUCUGUUUGGUGACUACAUGGACCCUGACCUGGAGGAUGAUGAACGCUUGUACUCUGAGGUGCCCUCAAUGGAAAGCUUUUCUGAAGUGGUGGAGUCGUGUCUUGAUGAAUACAACCAGAUGCACAAGAAUCGCAUGAACCUCGUCAUCUUCCGCUAUGUCCUGGAGCACCUGUCCCGUAUCAGCCGUGUGUUGAAGCAGCCAGGAGGCAAUGCCCUACUGGUGGGAGUUGGAGGCAGCGGGCGCCAGUCCAUCACCCGUCUAGCCACAUCCAUGGCCCACAUGACCAUGUUCCAGCCUGAGAUCUCUAAGAGCUACGGUAUCACUGAGUGGAGAGACGACCUCAAGAUGCUGCUGAAAAAUGCAGGGGUGAAAGGUCAGAAGACAGUGUUCCUGCUUACUGAUGCUCAGAUCAAAGAUGAGGCUUUUCUAGAAGACGUGGACAGUGUCCUGAACACAGGGGAGGUGCCCAAUCUGUUUGCCAUAGAUGAAAAGCAAGAGAUCAUGGAGACAGUACGACCUGUUGCCCAGGCUGGAAACAAGAAUUUGGAGUUGAGUCCUUUGACUCUGUUCGCCUUCUUUGUGGCACGCUGUAGAGAGAACCUUCACAUAGUUGUGGCUUUUAGUCCUAUUGGAGAUGCAUUUCGAAACCGCCUGCGCCAGUUCCCAUCUCUUAUCAACUGCUGUACUAUUGACUGGUUCCAGCCAUGGCCAGAGGAGGCUCUUGAGCGAGUAGCCAACUCCUUCCUGGAGUCAUUGGACAUGAGUGAAAAUGAGAGGCGGCAGGUCAUACCCAUCUGCAAAACAUUCCAUACAUCUGCCAAACAGCUCUCAGAUAGAUUCCUCUCUGAGCUAGGUCGCCAUAAUUAUGUAACACCCACAUCCUACCUGGAGCUGAUUGCAGCUUUCCGUCUGCUCCUCUCUGAGAAAAGAGACACUGUCAUGAAAGCAAAACAGAGGUAUACCAACGGGCUGGACAAACUUGCCUUCGCUGAAUCUCAGGUUAGCGAGAUGAAGAAGGAACUUGUAGACCUGCAGCCCAAACUGGAACAGGCCACGAUAGAUAACAACAAAAUGAUGAAGGUGAUUGAAGUGGAGUCGGUUCAGGUAGAAGCCAAAAGUAAAGUUGUGCGUGUCGAUGAGGAGGCAGCAACUAUAAAAGCAAAUGCGGCUCAGGCUCUGAAGAAUGAGUGUGAGAGUGACCUGGCUGAGGCCAUCCCCGCGCUGGAGGCUGCUCUCUCUGCCCUGAACACUCUGAAGCCCUCUGAUGUCACAAUCGUGAAGUCGAUGAAAAAUCCUCCCUCAGGGGUGAAGUUGGUGAUGUCUGCGGUGUGUGUGAUGAAGGACAUAAAGCCGGAUAAGAUAGUUGACCCAGCUGGGACUGGCAAAAAGGUUUUGGACUACUGGGGCCCAAGCAAGAAGCUUCUGGGUGAUAUGAACUUUUUACGAGAUCUAAGAGAGUAUGACAAGGACAAUAUUCCUGUCCAUGUGAUGCAAAAGAUCCGCAGUGAGUUCAUGACAAACCCCGACUUUGACCCCAGUAUAGUAGCAAAGGCCUCCUCUGCAGCAGAGGGGCUGUGCAAGUGGAUCCAAGCAAUGGAGGUGUACGACAGAGUGGCAAAGGUGGUGGCUCCUAAGAAGGCCAACCUGGCGGAGGCGCAGGAGUCCCUGGCUGCGACCAUGGCCCUGCUGGACCAAAAGAGAGGUGAGCUGAAGGAGGUGGAGGACCGGCUGGCUGCCCUUCAGAAAACCUUUGAGGAGAAAACAGCGGAGAAGGCCCAACUGGAGUCCCAGGUGGAAUCAUGUGCCAGGAAGUUGGAGAGGGCUGAGAAACUCAUUGGGGGUCUGGGCGGGGAGAAGACCAGAUGGUCCAAGGCAGCAGACGACCUGCAGAACACAUAUGACAACCUGACUGGAGAUGUUCUCAUCUCCGCGGGGGUCAUCGCCUAUCUGGGUGCCUUCACUGCUGGCUUCAGACAGGACUGCACUAUGGCAUGGACCAAACUCUGCCAAUCUAAGAAGGUUCCAUCAGCAGAUGACUUCUCUCUCAGUAAGACGUUGGGAGAUCCCAUUAAGAUCAGAGCGUGGAACAUCGCAGGUCUUCCCAGUGACUCUUUCUCCAUUGACAACGGGGUUAUUGUCAGUAAUUCACGUAGAUGGCCCUUGAUGAUUGACCCUCAGGGUCAGGCCAACAAGUGGGUGAAAAAUUCAGAGAAAGAAAACAAGCUGAGUGUAAUCAAGCUUACAGACGGGGACUACAUGAGAACUUUGGAAAACUGUAUUCAAUUUGGAACACCAUUGCUCCUCGAAAAUGUAGGAGAGGAGCUGGACCCAUCAUUGGAACCACUGCUGCUCAAACAAACCUUCAAACAAGGUGGUGUGGAUUGCAUCAAGCUGGGGGAGAGUGUGAUUGAGUACUCCCGUGAUUUCCGUUUUUACAUCACCACUAAGCUGAAGAACCCUCACUACCUACCAGAACUGGCCACCAAGGUGUCCCUUCUCAACUUCAUGAUCACACCAGAGGGCUUAGAGGACCAGCUGCUGGGGAUUGUGGUUGCCAAGGAGAGGCCAGAACUGGAAGAGGAGAGAUGUGCACUUAUCCUGCAGUCAGCUGAAAAUAAAAGGCAGCUAAAGGAAAUUGAGGACAAUAUCCUGGAGACACUGCAGUCCUCUAAAGGGAAUAUCCUGGAAGAUGAAAGUGCCAUUCAGAUUCUGGACUCAGCAAAGAUCAUGUCCAAUGAGAUUAGCAAGAAACAGCAGAUUGCAGAAAAGACAGAGAUCAAGAUAGCAGAGUCGAGAGAGGGUUACAGAGCCAUCGCCAAGCACUCCUCCAUCCUGUUCUUCAGCAUCGCCGAUCUGACCAACAUAGACCCAAUGUACCAGUACUCUCUCAGCUGGUUUGUCAACCUCUACAUUAACUCCAUACAUGACAGUAACAAGUCCAAGAUCCUGGAGAGGAGGCUUCGGUACCUGAUCGAUCACUUCACCUACAACCUGUACUGUAACGUCUGUCGCUCUCUGUUUGAGAAAGACAAACUCCUCUUCUCCUUCCUGCUCUGCAACAAUCUACUCCUAGCGAAAAAGGAGAUUUUAUACUCUGACUUCAUGUUCUUUCUGACUGGAGGAGUGGGCCUGCAGAACACCAUCGCUAACCCCGACCCCAGCUGGCUGCAGGACAAGAGCUGGGAUGAGAUCUGCAGAGCCAGUGACCUGUCUGGCUUACAAGGAAUAAAAGAGGCUUUCAUCAAAAACCCAGAAGACUUUAAAUCUAUUUAUGACAGCAAAGAGCCCAGCAACACUCCUCUGCCCGCUCAGUGGUGUGAGAAACUAAAUGACCUGCAUAUGAUGAUCAUUGUUCGCUCUCUCAGACCUGAUAAGAUCGUUCCAGCUGUCAUUAAAUAUGUGACUGGCAAACUUGGAAAGAAAUUCGUCCAGCCCCCUCCAUUUGACCUGUGUAAGAGCUACCUGGACUCCAACUCCACCGUCCCACUCGUAUUUGUGCUGUCUCCAGGAGCUGAUCCCAUGGCUAGCUUGCUGAAGUUCGCCACUGACAAGAACAUGGAUGGAGCCAAGUUCCAGUCCAUCUCUCUGGGGCAGGGGCAGGGACCCAUCGCUGCCAAAAUGAUAACCACAGCCAUGCAGGACGGGACGUGGGUGUGUCUGCAGAACUGUCACCUGGCCGUCUCCUGGAUGUCCAGCCUCGAGAAAAUCUGCGAGGACUUCAGUCCAGCAACAUGCCACCCAGAAUUCCGCCUUUGGCUCACAAGCUACCCUUCAGCCAAGUUUCCAGUAACCAUCCUUCAGAACGGGGUGAAAAUGACAAAUGAGCCUCCUACUGGACUCCGGCUCAACCUGCUGCAGUCUUACGUGUCAGAUCCUCUGUCUGACUCAAACUUCUUCAAUAACUGCCCCAACAAGGAGAUGAUCUGGGAGAAGCUGUUGUAUGGACUGUGCUUCUUCCAUGCUCUUGUUCAGGAGAGGAAGAAGUUUGGUCCACUGGGCUGGAACAUUCCCUAUGGCUUCAACGAGUCUGACCUGCGUAUGAGCAUCAGACAGCUACAGCUGUUUGUGAAUGAAUACGACGAGGUGCCCUUUGAGGCCAUAACCUACCUGACCGGGGAGUGUAACUAUGGCGGCCGCGUGACAGACGACUGGGACAGGAGGCUCCUGAUGACCAUCUUGGCUGACUUCUACAACAAUGACAUCAUUGAGAAACCUCGCUACCCCUUCUCACCUAGUGGCGAAUACUUUGCCCCACCUAAGUCUGUCUAUGAUGACUACCUUGAGUUUAUAAAGGAGCUUCCUCUCAGCCAGCAUCCAGAGGUGUUUGGGAUGCAUGAAAAUGUAGACAUUUCUAAAGAUCUCCAGCAGACAAAGCUGCUGUUUGAUUCGCUGAUACUCACCCAGGGUGGAGGAGCUAAGGGAGGGGCUAGCAGUGGGAGUGACAACACGCUGUACGACAUAGCGAAUGACAUCCUUACUAAGCUUCCAGCUAACUUUGACACAGAAGCAGCUCUCUUGAAGUUCCCAGUGCAAUACGAGGAGAGUAUGAACACUGUGCUCGUCCAAGAGAUGGAGCGUUAUAACACGCUUUGUGGGACGAUCCGUCUCAGUCUGCAGAAUCUGUUGAAGGCCAUCAAGGGUUUGGUAGUGAUGGAUGCGGAGCUGGAGGCGGUUGCUGGCAGUUUGGCAGUUGGAAAGUUCCCAGAGAAAUGGGCAAAGUACUCAUACCCCAGCCUCAUGCCAUUGGGCAGCUACAUUACUGAUUUUCUCUUAAGACUCAAGUUUUUGCAGGGUUGGUACGACAGCUACAAACCCAACGUGUUCUGGCUCUCUGGCUUCUUCUUCACCCAGGCCUUCCUAACUGGGGCUAUGCAGAACUACGCCAGGAAAUACCACAUCCCCAUUGACCUGCUAGGCUUUGAUUUUCAGGUUCUCACUAUUGAUGAGUCAGACACAUCGCCUGAGGAUGGCGUUUACGUUAAUGGAAUGUUUCUGGAUGGAGCUCGAUGGGAUAAAGAAAGUGGAGUUCUAGCUGAGCAGCAGCCCAAAGUCCUGUUUGACGUGGUGCCAAUCAUCUGGGUCAAACCCACUAAAAAUAAGAGCUUUGAUCAGACUCAGUUGUAUGUCUGCCCUCUCUACAAGACCAGUGAGAGGAAGGGCACCCUCUCCACCACAGGCCACUCCACCAACUUUGUCAUUUCCAUGGUGUUGCCAACAAAGAAUCGCCCUCAACACUGGAUCAAGCGUGGUGUGGCUAUGCUCUGCCAACUUGAUGACUGAAUCAGACAACAAACUAUUUAAGACUCUUCACAGUGACACUUUUAACAUUUUGAUGCCUUUUUUUGAUUCUCUGUCCCUUUACAAUGCAACAUUAAACAUACCAUCUGUUUGUGACCUAGAGAGUAUUUGUUUGAAAGUUAUGGAUAAAGCAUUUUUGUGGAAGCUAUGGGAGGUAUGAGGGACUUGUGCUUGAUACACUUUAUAGUUCAAACACUAUUAGUUGUUGCUACAAAAUAAAGAUUGUGACAGUUCUCUGACACGAUUUCACAAAAAAAAGAGAAAGAAACUGAAAACACUUAAAUUCACCUGGAUGUGCAUUAGACGCAUUGUGACAUUUCAAUAAACAAGGUAUACAAGAGUGCACUGCAUUGGUUUUAUUAUAUUAAACAAACAUUAGAAACAUGCAGCCAUUAAAUUCACAUCUUCAACAUUUUUACAAGUUUGUUCCACA